AUGGGAAAACUCAUUCGAUUGGAGCUUUUCAACUUCAAGUCCUACAAGGGACACCAUGUGCUUCUUUUCGGAGAUGCAUACUUUACUUCAAUCAUUGGACCCAACGGUUCUGGCAAGUCGAAUUCGAUGGAUGCCAUUUCUUUCGUUCUAGGAAUUAAGUCGUCCCAUUUGCGAUCCACCAACCUCCGCGAUCUUGUGUACCGUGGUCGCGUAUUGCGCACAUCCAAAGUGGAUGGCGAGCCCGCAGCUGAUGGACAGGACGACGAGGAUGCCGGGCAAGAUGAGGAGGCCGAUAAUAUGGAUGUUUCUCAAGAUGCUAGCGCAAACGACCCGAAGUCUGCUUGGGUCAUGGCGGUCUAUGAGGAUGAUGCGGGUGAGGAGCAGCAAUGGCGCCGAUCCAUUACCAGCCAGGGCGUCAGCGAAUACCGCAUCAACAAUCGAAUCGUGACCGCCCACCAAUACAACGAAGCUCUAGAGGAGGAGAAUAUUUUGAUCAAGGCCCGAAACUUCCUUGUGUUCCAGGGCGAUGUCGAGGCGAUCGCCUCCCAGUCGCCCAAGGAUCUGACUCGGUUGAUUGAGCAGAUAUCAGGCAGUCUGGAGCACAAGGCAGACUACGAGAAGUUCAAAGCGGAGGCGGAAGAAGCUGCGGAACAGCAGACUGUUCAGCUCAACCGUCGACGAGGCAUCAACUCCGAAGUCAAGCAAUACCAGGAACAGAAGCGAGAAGCUGAGAACUAUGCGAAAAAGGCCGAAGAACGGGACCAGGCCAUUAUCACGCAUAUCCUCUGGAAACUGUUCCACUUCCAGCGACUCAUCGAUGACUCCAGCGCGGACAUCCAGAAGUACCAAGACGAACUAAAGGAAUACCGUCGUGGCGUUGAGAAGUACGAGAAGAACGUCGAAGAUGCCAAGAAAGACCAUGCUCGAGUCGGCAGAGAUGUCGGCAAGGCCGAAAAAAAUAUCACGAAAAAGGAGAGGGAAAUUGAAGAGCUCAAUAACUCGCUUGUUCCGGUGAAUGAGAAGAUCGACAUUACGCAGAAAAAGGUUGAAAGAUACUCGUCAAAGAUUACCGAAGUUGAAAAGGAGCGCACAUCCCAAUCAAACAACGGCAAGCAACUAGAAAAAGACCUCAAACUUGUCGAGAAAGCUCAGGCUCAGUGGGAAUCCGAAUGGCAAAAAACGAUGAGCAAGAAGGGUGGUCAACUGAGCGAAGCUGAUCAACAGGAGUACCACAAGCUCAGAGAAGAAGUCAAUCGCCGUUCAUCGGCCGAUUCCUUAAAUCUUGACAACCUGCGCCGGCAGAGGAAGACCGAAGCCGAAGCUGUGAACAGCUUGAAGGGCAAAUUCGAGAACACAGAGUGGCAACUGAAGUCUGUUGAAUCCGAUGCGCAGAACAUGAGUGAACGCAAGGCCUCUCUGAAUGACACCGUCAAGUCUACAUCUAAAGAGAUCGACCGUAAGAAGAAAGAGCUAAAUGCAUUGACUUCGGAGCGUUUGAAGGUCUCGCAGAUGCGAACAGAGUUGGAGGAAAAGCUCCAGGUCGUGUUAAGGAAACUUCUUGAGGCCGAUGAUGGCAAGAAACAAACUGAACGUGAACUGCGGGCGAAAGAAUUGAUCUCAGCCCUGAAGCGCAUUUUCCCUGGUGUUAAGGGUCGUGUCAGCGAUCUUUGCCGUCCGAAGCAGAAGAAAUACUCAGAUGCAGUCAGCACCGUACUAGGUCGACAUUUCGAUGCCAUUGUUGUUGACAACGAGAAGACCGCAAAGGAAUGUAUUCAGCAUCUACGCGACCAGCGAGCAGGUCAGGCUACGUUCAUCCCGCUCGAAACCAUCCAAGUCAAGUCAUUCAACUCGAACCUGAAGGGCAUGCAUCGGGGUAUGCGUCCUGCCAUCGAGACUGUUGACUACGAUGAUUCGGUUGCACGAGCGAUCAGUUAUGCGUGCGGAAACUCCAUUGUUUGUGACGAUCUUGCGACGGCUAAGUAUCUUUGCUACGAAAGAAAUGUAGACGCGAAGGCGGUCACACUCGAUGGAACCGUCAUUCACAAGGGUGGUCUCAUGACUGGUGGACGUGGACCUCAGCAAAAUUCCAAACGCUGGGAAGACUCUGAGGUUGAGAACUUGUACAAAUUGAAGGAGAAGCUCAUGAACGAUCUCACCACUCUCCCUAAGAGUCACCGCCGAGGCUCCGAGGAAGAGACGCUGCAGGGAGAGCUCGUCGGCCUCGAGCAGCGCCUGACUUACUCUCGUGACGAAUUGAAGGCCCUUGAGAGAAAUCUCGAGAGCAAGCGCAGCGAAUUGGACUUCGUGAAGCGUCAGCUGGAGGACCUUCGACCUAAAUAUACCGAGCGCAAGGAAAAUCUUGAUGAGCUAGAUGAGACGAUCGAGACUUCGCAAGCCUCAGUCAGCACCGUCGAGGACGAGAUAUACCGGAAGUUCUGCAAACGCCUAGGGUACGAUGAUAUCCGGGAAUACGAAGCCCAACAAGGCUCUUUGCAAGAGGAGGCCGCGCAGAAGAAGCUGGAGUUCACUACCCAAAAGAGUAGGAUUGAGAAUCAGCUUAGCUUCGAGAAACAACGCAUCCAAGCAACCGAAGACCGCAUCAAUGGCCUCAAAGCUCAAUACGAGCGCGACCAGAACUUGAUCGAGGAGCUUCAAAGCCAGCAAGAAGAAAUCCGCAACCAGCUUGAUGAAUUUGAGGCUGAACUAGAGCUCCUUCGGGAGGCUCUUGAGAAGCAGAAGGAGGUUUAUGGCCAAUCAGCAGAGAACCUGACCGACCAACGUCGUGAACUCCAGAAGCGUAGCAAGCAUGUGGAAACAGCAUUGAAGAACGUCAACGCACUCGAAGCAGAAAUACAGAGGAACUCCUCUAGUCGUUACGCUCUUUUGCGUCGCUGCAAGCUUGAAGAUAUUGAUGUUCCUUUGACUGAAUCUUCUAAUCCUCUUGAUAAGCUUCCCAUCGAUGACCUCGUGCAAGCUGCGGACCCGGAUGCCAUGGACGUGGAUGAGGGAGAUCUUCUGGAUGAGGCUCCUGUGUUGCACGAUUACGGUAUCGAGGUCGACUUCGAUUCUCUAGGAGAGACCCUGAAAGAGGAGGCCGAUGAUAAGCUCGAAGAUGAGCUACUUGAAAAGGUCCGUGUUCUCAACAGCGAUCUGGACAAAAUGGCACCCAAUGCUCGCGCUAUGGAGCGUUUGGAGAGUGUAGAGAACAAACUCCGCAGCACCGAGAAGGACUUCGAGGAUGCUCGCAAGUCUGCCCGAAAGGCCAAGGAAGACUUCGAAGCCGUGAUGAAGACCCGCUCCGAUCUCUUCAACAAGGCAUUCACCCACAUUUCCGAGCAGAUCGGGCCAAUCUAUCGUGAACUCACACGUAGUGCCAAUUAUCCCCUAGGUGGCCAAGCCUACCUCGAUAUUGAGGACUCGGAUGAACCCUACUUGGAUGGCAUCAAAUACCACGCCAUGCCUCCUCUCAAGCGUUUCCGUGACAUGGAGCACUUGUCCGGUGGUGAGAAGACCAUGGCUGCCCUCGCCCUACUUUUCGCCAUUCACUCCUACCAGCCAUCCCCAUUCUUCGUGCUGGACGAAGUCGACGCAGCCCUCGACAACACCAACGUCGCCCGAAUCGCCAACUAUAUCCAGGAUCACGCCGCGCCUGGCAUGCAGUUUAUCGUUAUUAGUUUGAAGACCGGAUUGUUCCAGAACAGUGAGGCUCUAGUUGGUAUCUACCGGGACCAGGUCGAGAACAGCAGUAAAUCCUUGACUCUUGAUCUUCGGAAGUACACCUAA
Messenger RNA from Penicillium paradoxum, 3783 nucleotides. RefSeq names its product cohesin subunit SMC1. Bases 1 to 3783 code for a protein of 1260 amino acids. The record is from RefSeq and is a predicted model, not a curated record. Lineage: Eukaryota; Fungi; Ascomycota; Eurotiomycetes; Eurotiales; Aspergillaceae. The transcript has 6 exons. Gene Ontology annotation, biological process: sister chromatid cohesion. Gene Ontology annotation, cellular component: nucleus; cohesin complex; chromosome. Gene Ontology annotation, molecular function: protein binding; ATP binding; ATP hydrolysis activity.